UCCUGUGUGUCAGCCAUUUUGAGAGAUAUCACUGGAAGUUUUCGCAGUUUUAUCGUGCAAAAUACGGGCUUUAAAAGUGUGUACGACUUGAAGAGGUGGAGAAAACUAUGAAUCCUACUAGGAAAGUUCCUGUGACCCGCUUGCCGCCCGGGCUGCCAACAGUGGUGAUGGGCGAUGGAACAAGAUGUCUGGUAGACAACAACACUAUCUGGAUACCAGCUGGUAAUCCUGUUAACCUCUCCCUGGGUCCUGGUUACCUACAGCCAAGACUCCUGCAACCUGGAGUUCAUCCAUCUGUGACUGGUAUCCCCCUGCCUCCUGCAGUCCAGGCACCACCUUGCAGUAGACGUAGGGAGAUGAUGCCUGUCUGCCAGCUGCCUGUCAGCCUGCCCAGUUCAGAGAUGGACCUACAGCUGAUGAGACCAGAGGAAAAAGAAGAAACCCACUGCUGAGCCCAGUAAGGAGUCCCUGCCCUCACGCAAGAGGAAGUGCCCAGAUGACAACAGCGAGGUGUCCCAAGCUGAAAAGCAGGCAAGACUGGAGGAGCCCCAGGACACUCUGGAGGACCUGGAAGCUCUCCUGGCUGAGUACAGCUCCAGUCUCUCGUCUGGCACCAGGGACUUCUUCUAAACACUGUAAGGGGCAGGGGACAGGUAGGUAUAGAUUAGUGUGUAGUAUAUAGGUUAAUAAUCGUACAUGGUGAUCUUUCUCUAAUCCUUUCAUUGUGCAGUUCAACUUCAACACAGUGAACUCGUGUUUUGACCAUCAGCUACCGUUUCUGUUUUAUCUACAAUCUACCGAAUCUAGUGCUAUUAUCUGUGUCUGGCCGUUUCGAGGUCUAUGGUGCUCUACCCCUUGUAUCUAUAUUCCUACUUUACCUUUAUGUCCUACAGUACCCUACUCUGUUGUUAACUAAUCUAAAUGUUCUAUGUCAUCUUCUACUCUACUCUGCUGUGUACUGUCACACUGUACCAUACCCUGCAUUGCCCAACUAUAUUCUCUUCUGUACUGUCCUUCGUAACUUUCUUCUACGCUGUACCUUCACCAAUCCUGCUUACGGAACUCUGUACUCGCCUAAUAAGCCUCAUCUGUACUGCCCUACCCCCUCUGAUGUCCUACCGUCCUCUGCACUGUCCUACUCUACCCUCCCCUGUACUCUCCUACCCUACCCUACUAUCCUCCUAUGUACUAUGCUACCCUGUACUCUACUAUUCUGUAGUGUCCUACUCUUUACUUUCCUACCCUGUACAGCCCUACUGUACUGUCCUACCCUGUACUGUCCUACUCUA
This is a messenger RNA of Haliotis rufescens (red abalone), 1289 nucleotides long. RefSeq lists its product as uncharacterized. NCBI's taxonomy places the organism in Eukaryota, Metazoa, Mollusca, Gastropoda, Lepetellida, Haliotidae. Bases 108 to 452 code for a protein of 114 amino acids. The transcript has 3 exons. The record is from RefSeq and is a predicted model, not a curated record.